AUGCCUUCUUCGGCGCGUAAGAAGGGCAAAAAGGCUGCUAAGCCUGAGCCCCCGUGUUCUGCAGCCGAGUUCAGUGCUGUCAAAGAAUCAUUCACGAACUAUAUUCUCGAUUACCUGGCUGAAAAGAAUCACUCGCUCGCAGGCCCUCGCCCAGACUCGGAUGCUCUUGGCUCGGCUACCUCCGCUGUUGCAUCUGUCGAAGAUGAAGAAAAUCCGAGUGCUACUUCAGCUAAAGCUACGGUGAAUGAUCCUACCAGCGACGAUGAGGGUGAGUUUGGUGAAAAUCAAGACGCAUACAUGAAUCUAUAUCCCUCCACCAGCGAGGACAAGACCCUGUAUCUGAACAACAAUCUGCUUAGCGUCCUCCCUUUAUCUCCCAGUACAUAUUAG
Messenger RNA from Penicillium brevicompactum, 390 nucleotides. RefSeq lists its product as uncharacterized. NCBI's taxonomy places the organism in Eukaryota, Fungi, Ascomycota, Eurotiomycetes, Eurotiales, Aspergillaceae. The record is from RefSeq and is a predicted model, not a curated record. The transcript has 4 exons. The coding region runs from base 1 to 390 and encodes 129 amino acids.